UACUACAACAUCCAACAUGGCGAACCGUGCGAUGUCGCGAAGACCAACGAAUAAGUGGGCAAUAGACUUGACUAGUCGACCUCGUUAUGUGCCCGAUAGACAGUUUGUUCAGCAUAGUGAGCUUCCAGCACCACUUGGGUACACAGAGCACAAAGUUCAGCAUGUGGAAUCACGAGAGGCAAAUAGCACUCACCUUGUGGCAAAGAAAUCUUGGGAUAUAGCUCUUGGACCAUUCAAGCAAGUUCCAAUGAAUCUGUUCAUUAUGUACAUGGCGGGUAAUUCUAUUUCUAUUUUCCCAAUCAUGAUGGUGGGUAUGAUGUUCCUGAGGCCAGUCAAAGCUCUCCUAGCCAUCAAAUCAACUUUUGUAUCUCUUGAAGGAGAACAUGACCAUGUUGCUCUUCAAAAAUUUUUCUAUCUUCUUGGAAACCUUUCUCUUGUUGCACUGGCGCUUUACAAAUGUCACUCCAUGGGACUCUUACCAACUGCCACAUCAGACUGGUUGGCAUUCAUGGCACACAAGACUAGAGUUGAGUACAGCGGAGGAGGUUUCAUUCUUUAGCAUCAGAGAAAGUUAUUUGUUGUCACAAAAGUAGCACUCCAGGCCGGCUUCUUUUGUUUACAUUUCUUAACCCUUUAACUUCCAAGAUCUCAUUAGUAAUUCUCCCUAUUGUCAGCUAUAUAGUUCUCAUGAUGUUAGUUUGGAGAAUUUGGUAUUGAAUCAACUAAUAAUAAUCCACUAAUGAAUAUUUUCCUUUAUUCUCAUCACUUGUCUACUUGAUAUUGUAUUGAUAUUGUAAGGAGAAAUUCUGUCUUGGUCAGUCAUGGGAGUUAAAGGGUUAAAACAAAAACUGAUGAUGUACUACAAGUAAAUUAAUCUGUGAAAUGAUGUGUACAUGAUAUAGCUUUCAGAUGAGUCAUACCCUGUAGCAUUUUAUUCCCUCUCUCUAAACUAACCCUUAACAUAAGGGAAAACUGUAAGCCUCCAGACUUGUGUACUUUGUACAGGUGUGAGCUGGCAUUUUGUUUGGGACUUCCCUUGGAAACACAAGUACAACUGUUUGUGCAACAGACCUACGAAAAAGGGAAGUUUAGAGCUGCACAAAGUGUCCUAUUGGUUCGAAUGUGGCACAAAAUUAACAGUACAAAGAAGAAUAAUGAUUUUUUUUGUUGUGUUUAAACUGCAAAUUUAUGUUGUAGACUUUAGGAUCCAAGCUGGUAGAAGCUUUUCUGCUAUUUCUUAUGCCUUUUCCUGUGUAUAAUCUCCAUGGUGAUCUCAGUAGGAAUGUUAUAACAAACAUGUAAUAGAGUUAAAGAAAGCAGAGGUUACAAUCACAUGCAGAGUACUUUGUUCCCUCAUGAAGUAAUAUUUAAGUACAAUUGAAAGCAAUGAUACUAAUGAUAAAUCUUGUGUAGAUUGUUUUUGAAAUAAAUUGAAGAGAUAAAUUAUCAAUU
Pocillopora verrucosa is the source of this 1452-nucleotide messenger RNA. RefSeq names its product ER membrane protein complex subunit 4. Gene Ontology annotation, biological process: protein folding in endoplasmic reticulum. The record is from RefSeq and is a predicted model, not a curated record. Gene Ontology annotation, cellular component: EMC complex. NCBI's taxonomy places the organism in Eukaryota, Metazoa, Cnidaria, Anthozoa, Scleractinia, Pocilloporidae.